Molecule: messenger RNA, 2529 nt
Organism: Effrenium voratum
Lineage: Eukaryota; Dinophyceae; Suessiales; Symbiodiniaceae
Source: the annotation of a GenBank genome assembly
AUGGUUGCCAUGCGCGCGGGUCUCUUGCUGGCGGCGGUUUGCUUGGUCGCUGCGCAGGACUGUGAGGAUUCUACGUUGCUGCAGAAGAACCUCAAGCAUGUGGAGCUGGCAAAGCACAAGAAGCUGGUCCCGGCUUUCAUGGCCAUGGCGGGUCUGCAGAUCGCGCAGAUGACGCUGAGCGCCACCACCCAGGCGGUGGAGAAGGCGGCCACCGCCGUGGGGGAGCAGCUGAAGACGGUGGAGGUGGGCCAGGUGGAGAAGGUGGAGUCGGCCCUGGGCACGCUCUUCGGGGCCAUGCAGACGGAGCUGGAAGCGGGCGUCGGGCAGGUGAAGGAUGGCUUGGGCAUGCAGGGCGGCAUGGAGGACGCCGUGAACCAGCUUGAGGCGAGCAUGGGCACCGCCACGGACGUGAUCUCCACAUUGAAAAGCUCGUGCACCUCGCAGUCUGCGGCGGGCAGCUGCGCCGCGGCGAGCGCGGAGAUGAGCAAGGAUCUGCCGGCAGCCUUCAAGGAGUUCCUGCAAACGGCGUCUGACGACCUGUCGAACAUCGUCUUCCCCUGGGAGAAGGAUACAGUGACAUCCUACAGCACCUCCGAGAUGCCCAAGACCGUGGGCAUGGUGGAGGGCAUGUGCAAGCAGGUGGCAGACGUCAUCGUGGCUUGCCGGCCUUCGGCCAGAUGCGAUCUUUUCCGACGGAACAUAGGCCGCCGCGCUCUGUUCGGCGGAGAUGGCAAAAGGACCGGAACGCUGGCCACCUUGGCUGCCGUAUCCGUGAGUCUGGCUGCAUUUGGUCGUGGGAGGACGCAGGUCAAGUCUGCUGAGGUGAGCGAUCUGCCACCGCCUCUGUUCCAGCCCUCGGAACAGUUCGGUGCAACUGAGCCUUUGGGCUUCUUCGAUCCGCUUGGGUUCACUGCGGUGGGCGACGAGAGGGGCUUCCGCAAGCUGCAAGUUUCGGAGAUCAAACACGGGAGGGUAGCGAUGAUGGCAUCCAUCGGCCUGGUUGGUCAGCACUUCCUGAAGUUGCCAGGCUUUGAGCAGUCCCCUGCUGGCUUCUCCGUCAUGGGCAGGGGCGAGGGCGUGCUUGGCUUCUUCGGCAUCUUCCUGCUCUGCGGUCUCUUGGAGCUGGCGUGGCGAGAGGAGCCCGGCAGCGACCGCGAGCCCGGCAACUAUGGGGACCCCUUCGGCGUCAACAUGUACAACGAUGAGAUGAGGAUGAAGGAGCUGAACAACGGGCGCAUGGCCAUGAUUUCUGUGCUGGGUAUCUUUGCGGCGGAGAUCGCCACGGGCAAGGAUGCCAUGCAGCAGUUUGGUCUUCCAGCACUGGGUGGUCAGGUUGCUUCUUCUUCCUCCGCAUCGCGCAGCAGCUUUGCAGGAAGGACUUCCUCUCGAGUGGCAGCCCAGCAGAGCAUUCUGCGUCGAGCUGAAGCGGUGGUGGAGGAUGUGCCGCCUCUGUUCCAGCCCUCGGAACAGUUCGGUGCAACUGAGCCUUUGGGCUUCUUCGAUCCGCUUGGGUUCACUGCGGUGGGUGACGAGAGGGGCUUCCGCAAGCUGCAAGUUUCGGAGAUCAAACACGGGAGGGUAGCGAUGAUGGCAUCUAUCGGCCUGGUAGGUCAGCACUUCCUGAAGUUGCCAGGCUUUGAGCAGUCCCCUGCUGGCUUCUCCGUCAUGGGCAGGGGCGAGGGCGUGCUUGGCUUCUUCGGCAUCUUCCUGCUCUGUGGUCUCUUGGAGCUGGCGUGGCGAGAGGAGCCCGGCAGCGACCGCGAGCCCGGCAACUAUGGGGACCCCUUCGGUGUCAACAUGUACAACGAUGAGAUGAGGAUGAAGGAGCUGAACAACGGGCGCAUGGCCAUGAUUUCUGUGCUGGGUAUCUUUGCGGCGGAGAUGGCAACGGGCAAGGAUGCCAUGCAGCAGUUUGGUCUUCCAGCACUGGGUGGUCAGGUUGCUUCUUCUUCCUCCGCAUCGCGCAGCAGCCUUGCAGGAAGGACUUCCUCUCGAGUGGCAGCCCAGCAGAGCAUUCUGCGUCGAGCUGAAGCAGUGGUGGAGGAUGUGCCGCCUCUGUUCCAGCCCUCGGAACAGUUCGGUGCAACUGAGCCUUUGGGCUUCUUCGAUCCGCUUGGGUUCACUGCGGUGGGUGACGAGAGGGGCUUCCGCAAGCUGCAAGUUUCGGAGAUCAAACACGGGAGGGUAGCGAUGAUGGCAUCUAUCGGCCUGGUAGGUCAGCACUUUCUGAAGUUGCCAGGCUUUGAGCAGUCCCCUGCUGGCUUCUCCGUCAUGGGCAGGGGCGAGGGCGUGCUUGGCUUCUUCGGCAUCUUCCUGCUCUGCGGUCUCUUGGAGCUGGCGUGGCGAGAGGAGCCCGGCAGCGACCGCGAGCCCGGCAACUAUGGGGACCCCUUCGGUGUCAACAUGUACAACGAUGAGAUGAGGAUGAAGGAGCUGAACAACGGGCGCAUGGCCAUGAUUUCUGUGCUGGGUAUCUUUGCGGCGGAGAUCGCCACGGGCAAGGAUGCCAUCCAACAAUUUGGCUUCUGA